Molecule: messenger RNA, 1512 nt
Organism: Solanum tuberosum (potato)
Lineage: Eukaryota; Viridiplantae; Streptophyta; Magnoliopsida; Solanales; Solanaceae
Product: probable LRR receptor-like serine/threonine-protein kinase At3g47570
Exons: 2
Coding region: 1-1512 (503 amino acids)
Biological process (GO): protein phosphorylation
Molecular function (GO): protein binding; protein kinase activity; ATP binding
Source: RefSeq, a predicted model, not a curated record
AUGAUAGACAUUGGUGAAAAUAAAAUUCAUGGUAACAUUCCUCCACAACUAGGACAUCUCUCUAGUCUUGAAGGACUAUAUCUUGGAUCGAAUGCGCUAUCAGGUGAAGUUCCUGUUAGAAUUUUCAACAUUUCUUCACUAAAAGUAAUAGCAGUUGCUGCGAAUACUCUGUCCGGUAAACUUCCUUCAAACUUAGGCUAUAGUCUUCCAAAUCUUGAAGGACUUUAUCUUGGGAUUAAUAAUUUUAGUGGUACACUUCCUAGCUCUAUCUCAAAUGCCACUAAGCUCAAAUUUCUUGAUCUUGGAAGGAACAUGUUUAGCGGAAACGUACCAAUUGAUCUAGGAAUAAAUCUCCAGCAGAUUCAAAGCAUCAACUUUCAGAGGAAUAUGCUUACAAAUGCUCCUUCUUCCACGGGCGAAAUAAGUUUUCUAAAUUCCUUCUCACAUUGCAAGUACUUGAAAUUUUUAAUGAUUGGAAACAACCAAUUUAAUGGCAUUCUUCCGAAAUCAUCCUUAACUAAUAUGUCGUUGUCUCUUGAGAGGUCAUCGCCUUUUACUGUGGAAUCAGGGGGGAAAUCCCAGUUGAAAUUGUUAAUUGGUCCUUUGGCAUCGGAGAUUGGAAACAUGGGAGGUUUAAGUGAGUUAUAUCUAUCAAGAAAUGAGUUGUUUGGUCCAAUUCCAAGCACCAUAUUACAGCUUCAGAAAUUGGUAUUUCUUGCAUUAGAUAUGAAUAGGUUAGACGGUACUAUACCUAAGUCAUUCGAAAAAAUGGUCAGCUUGGAGUACUUGGAUCUGUCACAAAACAAUUUGACGGAUCAAAUUCCAGAGUCGUUAACAAAGCUUGAGCAUCUCAACUAUCUGAAUGUCUCUUACAAUGAGUUAUCAGGUGAAAUACCAGAUGGAGGGCCUUUUGGUAAUUUCACAGCUGAAUCGUUCAUCGGCAAUGAAGAGUUAUGUGGACCGCCUAGAUUCCAAGUCAAGGUGUGUGAAGUCCAGAACAAUGUAACAAGAAGAAACAGGAAGAAAACAGUACUAAAAUUUGUUCUUGGACCAGUUGCAGAUGGAGGUUUAGUCAGAGGGGUUUUAGGCAUGAUAUGGUUGUUGAAUUAUCGGAAACGAAACAACCAACUUAUUCCUUUAACUGAUUGGUAUGAUCAGUUAUCACACAAAAGGUUUCCUUACUAUGAAAUUGUUAGAGGGACUAACAACUUUGACGAAUCAAAUUUGAUUGGAAAGGGAAGCCUUGGUAUGGUUUAUAAGGGGACAUUUACAAAUGGGACUAUAGUUGCUGUAAAGGUUUUCAAUGCACAAGUGCAAGAUGCAUUCAAGAGGUUUGAUUUGGAGUGUAAGGUUUUACGUAACGUUCGACAUAGGAAUCUUGUUAAGGUGAUAAGUUGUUGUUCAAAUCUUGAUUUCAAGGCAUUGGUGUUAGAAUACAUGCCUAAUGGAGAUCUUGAUUAUUGGCUUUACUCACACAAGGUCAUGCACUUGUUGUGGUCCAUUGCGACUUGA